Molecule: messenger RNA, 1164 nt
Organism: Pelagomonas calceolata
Lineage: Eukaryota; Pelagophyceae; Pelagomonadales; Pelagomonadaceae
Source: the annotation of a GenBank genome assembly
AUAAAGACACUAGCACUCAGCCGUAAAGCUCCAUAACUCCAGCUAUACGGCCGCAGAGCUCAAGCCAUUGGCGUCAGACGAUCGCUACCCACCCCAACGCCAUCGCGCAAGCGCAAGAUCUGCUUCAAAUUGCCCAGCAAGAUAGAUAACGCAGCCAAAGCCAUGCUGCUCCUCUACUGGCUCCUCGCUACAGCCGCAGCGCAAGAAAUGGUGAGAAUAGAAGGCGGCUGGGCGACCUUCGGCACGUCCUUUGCCGACGAGGACGUCCCGAAGACCUUCGCGCCCAAGGAUACCGAGGGCGAGCAGCUCGCGGGUCUGAAGGAGUCGCUCGGCGACGACGUCUUCGGUGCCAUCGCCAAGACGACGGGUCUCGAUAAGCGACCGUCGUCCUUGUCCAGAGAUGGUGCAAAUGUAGCGCAGCAGCGCCGCGUGAAGACCUUCGACAUCGACGCGACGGUCGUCUCGAACGACGAGUUCAAAAAAUUUGUACGGGCCACGAAGCACGAGACGGAGGCCGAGAAGUUCCGCUGGUCCUUUGUGCUUGAAAUGUUGGCGUCGAACGCGACGAUCAACCAGAGCGACAGUAAACAUGGCCUCGGAAGGGUCCAGUCGUCGCCGCACUGGCUCGGGGUCUACGGUGCCACCUGGCGGAAGCCGGAGGGCCCCGACUCGAGCAUACGAGGCAAGGGCAACUACCCCGUCAUCCAGGUGUCGUGGAACGACGCCGUCGCGUACUGCGCGUGGGCGGGCAAGCGGCUCCCUUCGGAAUUGGAAUGGGAAACAGCAGCUAGAGGAGGCCUCGAGGACGAGCCCUUCCCCUGGGGCGACCGCGAUGAUGAUGUUCACAAAAGAAUGAAUGGCUGGGAGGGCGCGUUCCCCGACGAGAACCUGGCGAAGGAUGGAUAUAUUGGAGUCGCGCCGGUCGAUCAGUACGCGCCGAACGCCUUCGGCGUCUAUAAUGCGGUGGGCAACGUCUGGGAGUGGUGCGCCGGCGGCACGCCGGAGAAGCGGCCCUUGCGGGGCGGCUCCUUCGUCGACACCGUCGAUGGGAGCCACAACCACGCGCUGCGCUGCGCGACGCGGAUGGACCAGACGGCUGAUUCCGGCGGGCACAACACGGGGUUCCGGUGCGCGCGCGACGUUUCGGGGGAGGGGGAAUUGUGA